This is a messenger RNA of Vicia faba (fava bean), 525 nucleotides long. The record is from the annotation of a GenBank genome assembly. Lineage: Eukaryota; Viridiplantae; Streptophyta; Magnoliopsida; Fabales; Fabaceae.
AUGUUCACCAUUUCAUCCUCAACAUUCACAAACACAAUCUCAUCCUCAUUCCCUUCUUCUUCAACCUCUUCAUCCACUUUCUCUCAAAAUCCAAUCUUUCACACAACCCUUUUCGCAAAACCCAUUCUUUUUCACAACCCACUUUCCACUUCCCUCAGAAAACCCAUCACCACCGCAGUUUUGUGCAAGUCAUCUGAAGCUUCAGCAGAAUCAGAAGAACCGUUAGUUCCUGAAGAUGAGUGGCUUCAGAAACUACCUGAGAAGACAACACCUCUGUACUCGCAUAGCUUGCCUUGUAUUGAGGCGUGGUUGAAGUGUUUGGGGUUUAAUCAGAGUAAGGAUGAUAGGGCUUUGUGGUUUGUGAAUAAGCCUGAUUGGUAUGCUCAUCUCUCUCUUGAUGCCACUGAUAUCUACAUUAGGUAUUUGAAGAGUGGACCUGGGAAUCUUGAAAAAGAUGUAGAAAGGAGGUUUAGUUAUGCUUUGAGCAGAGAAGACAUUGAGAAUGCUGUGCUUGGAGGACCAUAA